UAUCGUUUAGUCUACUUGCAUUCCUCUGGCUUUGUUUUCUACCCUCCUCUCCUUCUCUGUAACAUUGGAGAAUUUGCUUGUGCGUUGGUUUAGGCAUAAUGGUGCUUGCGGAUCCAAUUCUGAGUCUUACUGCUUCCAUACUCGCAAUAUCCGCUUUGGUUGCCAAGGGGAUGCCAUGGAUCCUUGCAUUUGGGCUCGACUUUGAUGAUCUUUCGAGAACAGCAAGCAUAAUCCAAGAAAUCGUUACACGCGCAAAUGAAGAGCAGAUUCGAGCGACGCAAAACUGGUUGCUAGAUUUUCAAGAUGCCUUUUGUGAUCUACAAGACUUAAGGGACACUACGGAAAUCCCAGAAUAUUUGAGGGGAGGUAAUCCUUUCUGUUCUAUACGCACUUGUUGUACGAUUAAGAAAAUGAAAGAUAGGUUUCGUCAGCUCAGGAAAAGAGCUCAAUUCAUCCAAACUCUCGUUGUUAACGAGGGUGCCUGCAGUCCCGGGCUCUCUUCUACUGCUUCUCAUGUGGAUAUUGCUACCAUUUUUGGUAGAGACAACGCUAAAGAGGAAAUAAUAAAGAUGUUGUUUAGCACAGCAUACCGCGGAGACGGUGGCGUAACAGUCAGUCGCAUCGUUGGAAUGACAGGCGUGGGAAAAACAACUCUUGCCCAAAUCGUCUACAAUGACGAUAGAGUAAGGGAACAUUUUCACCAUACGAUGUGGGUCUGUGUCAACCACCAUUUUGACCAUUCGAGGAUUCUGAGAGAGAUGAUGGUGUCUCAUUCUCAGAUGAUCAAUUACACCAGUUCAUCCCAGAACCAGUUGUAUGAGGAAUUUCUAAAGUUUGUGGGCGGAAAAAGGGUCUUACUUGUUCUAGAUGGUGUCCGGACGGUUAACAAUGGAGACUGGAACAAGCUUCUCUAUCUCCUAAAAAUGGGAGCGAUAGAAAGCAGUGUUUUGGUUACCAGCCAAAGAAGUGAUGUUUGCGGUGCUAUGGGAAUGGAAGUCCAAAAUGUUUACACCCUGGACCCUUUGAACGACUCCGGAUCGUGGGCUUUGUUCCAACAAAGUGCAUUUACACAAGGCAAUUGUCCCCCGGAACUUGAAAGUUUCGGAAGGGAAAUCGUGGGCAAGUGCAAGGGUUUGCCUUUGGCAGUCAAGGCAAUGGGAGGCCUUUUGCAGAACAAUCUUGAUGCAAGAAAAUGGCGAAAAAUCUCGCAACUUGACGUAUGUGAAGCCGAGAAGGUGUGCAGGUCUGAGAAGCCUAACAUUUUGCCUAUGUUGAAAGUGAGUUAUAAUCAUCUGCCUUCCUAUUUAAAGCCGCUCUUUUCCUACUGUUCCUUAUUACCUAAGGGGCAUUCAUUCAACAAGAAGGAGUUGGCCCAAUUUUGGAUGGCGGAGAGUUUAAUCCAACCCCAAGGACAAGAAACGAUGGAGGAGACUGCAAGUGAACAUUUCGAUGAUUUGUUAAUGAGGUCCUUCUUUCACAGGAUAAGUCCUGACAAUAAGAGCCAAGAUUACAAUUACAUGAUGCAUGACCUGUACCAUGAGUUGGCGCGAUACAUUUCUAGCCCCUAUUGUUACCCAGUGGAAGAUAGCAAGAAACACAAUUUCUCUGAAAAAAUUCGUCAUGUAUCAUUGGGCUGCAGAGAUGUAGAAGAAGUUGUUUUCGACGUGGAAGAAGCUGUUUUGGAGAUUAUUGAUAAAUGUAAGAAGGUGCGCACACUCUUGUUUCCCAACUAUCAUUUGAAGAAAGAGUUUGGAAAAGCCCUUGACAAAAUGUUCAAGAGUCUGAAAUACAUGCGGGUGUUGGAUCUGAGCUCAAGCACAAUCCUCGAACUACCAAAAUCAGUUAAAGAGUUGAAACUGUUACGCUACCUCAAUCUCUCCAAAACUGAAAUCAAAAGGCUCCCUGACUCUAUUUGCAAACUCUUCUAUCUGCAAACCCUAAAACUGUUGGAGUGUCCACAGUUCUCCCAAUUGCCCCAAAACUUGGCCAAGCUAAUAAACCUGCGACAUCUUGAGCUAGAUGAAGAGUUCUGGUACAAUACCACCAAGUUGCCACCAAGAAUUGGGAGCUUAACCAGUUUGCAUACCUUAUAUAAGUUUCCAAUUCAGCGUGAGGUCGGGUAUGGAAUUGAAGAGCUGAAGGGCAUGUCAUACCUAACAGGAACGUUGUAUAUUUCAAAACUUGAGAAUGCAGUGAAAGCUGGGGAAGCAAAAUUGAACAAGAAAGAAAGCCUUCACAAACUGGUGUUGGAAUGGAGCUCUGGGGAUGAUGCUCUACAAGAUGAAGCUGCACAAGUGAGGGUGCUUGAAGACCUACGGCCUCACUCAGACCUCAAAGAGCUCCAAAUUUUUAACUUCAGGGGUACCGUAUUUCCACUUUGGAUGACAGAGGGGCAGCUCCAAAAUCUGGUUACUGUUUCCUUAAAAUUUUGCACAAGAUGCAGAGUCCUCUCACUGGGUGGGCUACCCCACCUUGAAAAAAUCAACAUUAAAGGAAUGCAGGAGUUGGAAGAAUUACAGGAAUUGGGGGAGUACCCUUCCCUAGUUUUUUUAAAGAUCAGUUACUGCCGCAAGCUGAUGAAGUUGCCAUCUCACUUUCCUAAUUUAGAAGAUCUGAAGAUCAAAGAUUGCGACUCUCUCAAGACCCUUGCUGUGACCCCACUUCUGAAAGUUCUAGUACUAGUUGACAACCUUGUUCUGGAAGAUUUGAAUGAAGUGGAUCAUUCCUUCUCUAGUCUUUUGGAAUUGAAGAUUAGUGGUUGCCCAAAGCUGAAGGCAUUACCACAGAUAUGUACCCCAAAGAAGGUGGAGAUUGGUGGGUGUAAUUUACUGGAAGCCCUCUCAGCCCGAGAUUACUCCCAACAACUUGAGCACUUGAUCCUGGAUGAAUGCGAGGAUGAAACACUGGUAGUGGGGGCAAUACCAAGGAGCACUUCUCUAAACUCUUUGGUCAUUUCAAACAUCUCAAAGGCAACCUGUCUCCCCAAGUGGCCUCAUCUUCCUGGUCUCAAGGCUUUGCACAUCCGUCAUUGCAAAGAUCUGGUAGCUUUAUCCCAAGAAGCAUCACCAUUCCAAGAUUUGACCUCUCUCAAACUCUUGUCCAUCCAAGGCUGCCCCAAACUUGUGGCAUUGCCUGGUGGACUCCCCACAACACUAGAAUGUUUGACUCUUAGUUACUGCACAAAUCUUGAGUCCCUUGGUCCAAAUGACGUGCUGAAGAGCCUUACCUCCCUCAAGGAUCUUCACAUCAAGCAUUGCCCCAAAGUUCAUUCAUUACCAGAAGAGGGUGUUUCUACUUCCCUUCAACAUUUGGUAAUUGAAGGAUGUCCCACACUAGGAGAGCAAUCUAGAGGGGACGGAGGUUUAGACUGGCCAAAGAUCAUGCACAUCCCUCACAUAGAGAUUGAUUCCACCCAAGUAUCACCGUCCCUCGAUUUGUCAAAUCAAGUGCAAGGUCACCCCAAAGCAUCUUCAACUCGUUGGUAUCAUCAUCUUAUGCCACCGAAAGGAGGAAAGAUUGAAGGGAAGCAUCCAGCGGAGGCAUCAAAUUCAGCAGAACAUAGACCAAAUGUUAAAAGAAAAGGACCCCCCGAACCAUCAAGUGUAGGAGAACGCAGACAAACUUUUGAUAAGGGGACAAUAGAACUACCAAAUCUGGUAAAACGCGGAAGAAAUUUUGACAAGGAGAGGCUAGAACCAUUGAAUUUGCUAGAACAUGAAAGAACUUUUGACAAUGAGAUGGCAGAACCAUCAAAUUUGGAAGAACAUGAAAGAACUUUUGCUAAAAAGACGCUAGAACCAUCAAAUUUGGCAGAACACGGUGAGUACGCACAACUUGAAAGAACGUUUGACAUAGAGGUGCCAGAACCAUCAGAUUUAGCAAAACAUGGAAGAACUUUUGACGAGGAGAAGCAAGAACCAUCAAAUUUGGGAGAACAUGAAAUAAAUUUUUCCAAGGAGAUGCUAGAACCAUCAGAUUUGGUAGAACAUGUUGAGUACGCACAACUUGAAGGAGCGUUUGACCCAGAGAUGCUAGAACCAUCAGAUUUAGCAAAACAUGAAAAUCUUUUUUACAAGGAGACGCUAGCACCAUCAGAUUUGGCAGAACAUGAAGGAACUUCUGACGAGGAGAAGCAAGAACCAUCAAAUUUGGGAGAACAUGAAAGAACUUUUGCUAAAAAGACGCUAGAACCAUCAAAUUUGGCAGAACAUGGUGAGUACGCACAACUUGAAAGAAUGUUUGACAUAGAGGUGCCAGAACCAUCAGAUUUAGCAAAACAUGAAAAUUUUUUUGAGAAGGAGACGCUAGAACCAUUAGAUUUGGCAAAACAUGGAAGAACUUUUGACAAGGAGAAGCAAGAACCAUCAAAUUUGGGAGAACAUGAAAGAACUUUGAAGAGGGAAACAUUAGAACCAUCCGAUUUGGCAAAAUAUGAAAUAAAUUUUUCCAAGGAGAUGCUAGAACCAUCAGAUUUGGCAGAACAUGUUGAGUACACACAACUUGAAGGAACGUUUGACCCAGAGAUGCUAGAACCAUCAGAUUUAGCAAAACAUGAAAAUCUUUUUUACAAGGAGACGCUAGCGCCAUCAGAUUUGGCAGAACAUGACGGAACUUUUGACGAGGAGAAGCAAGAGCCAUCAAAUUUGGGAGAAAAUGAAAGAACUUUUGCUAAAAAGACGCUAGAACCAUCAAAUUUGGCAGAACACGGUGAGUACGCACAACUUGAAAGAACGUUUGACAUAGAGGUGCCAGAACCAUCAGAUUUAGCAAAACAAGAAAUAAAUUUUUCCAAGGAGAUGCUAGAACCAUCAGAUUUGGCAGAACAUGUUGAGUACGCACAACUUGAAGGAACGUUUGACCCAGAGAUGCUAGAACCAUCAGAUUUAGCAAAACAUGAAAAUCUUUUUUACAAGGAGACGCUAGCACCAUCAGAUUUGGCAGAACAUGGAAGAACUUUUGAUGAGGAGAAUCAAGCACCAUCAAAUUUGGGAGAACAUGAAAUAACUUUUUCCAAGGAGAUGCUAGAACCAUCAGAUUUGGCAGAACAUGUUGAGUACGCACAACUUGAAGGAACGUUUGACCCAGAGAUGCUAGAACCAUCAGAUUUAGGAAAACAUGAAAGAAAAUUUUACAAGGAGACGCUAGCACCAUCAUAUUUGGCAGAACAUGAAGGAACUUUUGACGAGGAGAAGCAAGAACCAUCAAAUUUGGGAGAACAUGAAAUAACUUUUGACGAAGAGAAGCUAGAACCAUCAAAUUUGGCUAAACAUGGAGCAAAUUCUAAAAUGGAAGAGAGCCCCGGAGAACCAUCAAGUUCACCAUUACAAUAUUACAAGAGAAUGGAGCCAGGAGAAUCAUCAAAUUUAGCAGAAAAUAGGCAUUGAAGCUGGAUGGCGAUUCAAGGGGAAGGGUUGCAUGUUUCUUGAAAUUAGUGAAUGCAGAAUAACUGUUUAGGUGAUGAAUAAGGUCCACUGAAACUAUUUAGACAGCAUUUGGUGUACUUGAUUAUUUCCUUUUCAUCGUCCUUUCGCGUGUGUUAUUUUCAUUCGAAGACCUCGAGACGCAAUAUGUUUUACUUAAAGGAUAUAUUACAUAUGCAUAUCAAGUGAACUAAUCUAACCUAAAGUUCUAAAACCUUGAUCACUUCAUAAAACACCUUUCUUGAGGAUGUAGUAGAGGAGAAGUUUCUUAUAAGGCUAGCCUCUUGGAGAAGAUAUUUAGUAAUCCUUAAGGGAAUUAAAGAACAUGAAGCUUAUAAAAAGUAGCAUUUCCAGUU
Molecule: messenger RNA, 5776 nt
Organism: Vitis riparia (riverbank grape)
Lineage: Eukaryota; Viridiplantae; Streptophyta; Magnoliopsida; Vitales; Vitaceae
Product: putative disease resistance protein RGA3
Exons: 36
Coding region: 99-5384 (1761 amino acids)
Biological process (GO): defense response to other organism
Molecular function (GO): ADP binding
Source: RefSeq, a predicted model, not a curated record